AUUUUAAUUAAGCAAAUUGGGAUUAAUUUCUGAACACCAGUACUCCAUUUUGGCGUUUGCCACGUUUCAAACGUUAAACCACAAUAAUAUUCGUGUUGUCUAGAAGUGCACGCAAGGUUCUGGAAUCUAGAAAUGAUAUAAAUUGUUCUCAAUAUCUCUGUUAGUUCCAAGACAUUUCGUGAAUCGAAGUAUUAUAUCGACAGAUCGGCAGCUAUGUCUUCUGCGUUGCAGUGCAGGGUGUUUGAUCUGAAAAUGCAAGGUCUUGGUACUGGAGUUGUUAGGGCAGCGAGCCAUCUCAGUAACAAGGGAUGUUUAGCGUUACAUCCCAACUCUGGUUUUUCUCGUGCCCCCUUGAAGUUUUCAGCACCAGGCAUGCAAUGGAGGGGGUUAUGUGCAUGCUCGAAGAGAAGAAAAGAGCAGUCUUUGGUUGUUAGAGCUAGUGGAAACCCAGGGGAAACUAGUAAACCUGUUGCUCCUCUUCAGAUGGAGUCACCUACUGGUCAACUUCUUUCUCAGCUUUUGAAGGACCAUCCUCAUCUUCUUCCUGCAGCAGCUGAUCAACAGUUAGAGAGGCUUAUUGCUGAUCGUGAUGCAGCUGCUCAACAGGAGCCUCCAACAACAUCUGGUACAGAACUCGUUUUAUACAGGAGGAUUGCAGAGUUGAAGGCUGCCGAAAGGCGAAAGGCACUUGAAGAAACAAUUUAUGCUCUUAUUGUCCAGAAAUUUAUGGAUGCUGGGAUCUCAUUGAUUUUGAGUAGUUCUGAGGCUGAUCCUGUUACUGGUAGAGUUGAUACAUGGCCUAAACAAGACCACAAGCUUGAAAGAGUGCAUUCUCCUGAAGCCUUUGAAAUGAUAAAAAAUCACCUUUCCCUUGUUCUCGGGAAUCGGUUGUUAGACACAAAUGCUAUUGCUCAAAUUAGCAAGCUGCGAGUAGGACAAGUCUAUGCAGCUUCUGUUAUGUAUGGAUACUUUUUGAGAAGGGUGGAUCAGCGUUUUCAACUCGAGAAAAGCAUGAAAAUGCUUCCUUUUGGAUCAAAUGAAGAAGGUGAUGCAGGGAAUCUUCAGGGCAGCAACUCAAGCCAUGCAGAUGAAUAUAAGGUUGGUGGCUCGCCCCCAGAUGUUACAUCUGCAUCAGUGCUUGGUUCAGGAGAUCCUACAGGAUCGGAAUUCAGUAAUGUUAGUCAUUGUAAGUUGAGAGCAUAUGUCAUAUCUUUUGAUCAAAAUACAUUACAGAGGUAUGCUACAAUGAGGUCAAAGGAAGGAGUUGGUAUAAUUGAGAGGCAUUCCGAGGCCUUGUUUGGAAGGCCUGAAGUCCAGAUCGUAUCUGGGUCAGUGGCAGCCUCAAAUGACGAAGUCAUUCAGAUAAGCUUUUCAGGUUUGACUAGCUUGGUGUUGGAGGCUGUUACUUUUGGUAGCUUUCUUUGGGAUGUUGAAAGCUAUGUUGAUUCCAGGUACCAUUUUGUAACUAAUUAGGAUAUUCAGUGUUGCAUUACAAACCAUUAAACAUGAGGAUAAUAACUUUAAUAUCUUUGAAGUAUUGGCUAGAGCUGUAGUGGCCAGAUUAAUGGCUUGUUUGACUUCAUGGGGCAAAUUUGAACUGUACAAAGAAAUGCUCACAGUGCUGCUUUCUCGUAGUAUGGGAUAAUGUUGUCCCCAAGAAGAUCCCCCUGUAAAUAUCUCAAUUAGUGAUCACCUUGAAGGGGCCUACUCUAAUUGACAUAUUCUUUCAUCAAACAUUUGAUAUAAUGCUAGUAACUAAACUGUUUCCAUUUA
This is a messenger RNA of Cryptomeria japonica (Japanese cedar), 1773 nucleotides long. Its product is annotated as UV-B-induced protein At3g17800, chloroplastic. Lineage: Eukaryota; Viridiplantae; Streptophyta; Pinopsida; Cupressales; Cupressaceae. The record is from RefSeq and is a predicted model, not a curated record. Bases 214 to 1473 code for a protein of 419 amino acids. The transcript is spliced from 4 exons.